AUGGCGUUUUUGAAUGUGGUAGAUGAUGGUAGAGAUAUGGAUCAUGACCUAGGGGGAGGAAGACCGCCGGAUAGGGGCAGGCAACUUUGCCUUACUGAUUUCUGGAAACCUAAAUUAAAGGAUGCAUCGGAAGCGGUUAGAGAAGAAUCUGAGUUUCAAGCCAAAGAAGAUCUGAGUACUAAGGUGGAUGACAGCAGAAAUCAGAAAGAUAGAGGGGAUGGUGUGAAGAAAACUUUUUCUACUGUUGUGGGUAAGGCUUUACCGGACGUGGAGCAGUUGCCGGAUCCAAUUCAUGCUGGGGCGCACACUAAGAUUAUCAUCCCGCAGGAGGCAUAUGAGGAGAGGCUGGAAAAAUUCAAGUUUGCUUUGAUAGGUAGGGCAAACUUCAAAUUUAUGUCUAUGAAUGAUAUUCGUAAAGAUGCAGGAGAGGGGUGGAAUUUGAAGGGGAGAAUUUCUUUGUCUCCUAUGGGGAAAGGCUUCAUUUUAUUUCAGUUUGAGUUGGAAGGAGAUAUGUCUGCCAUUUGGAGAAGGAACCUAAUCAAGGUUAGAGGACAAUUGAUUCGAUUCCAACGCUGGAAACCAGAUUUUGAUGUGCAUGCGGUGAACAACCCAACCAAACUGGUGUGGAUCAGAUUUCCAGGCCUUCCCCUGGAAUACUGGCAUGAGAAGAUCUUGUUGACAAUGGCUAAAGGGGCAGGUAGACCUGUGGCCCUGGACAGACGCACCAGAUCGGCGGCAAUGGGGAAUUUUGCGCGUGUUUAG
Messenger RNA from Macadamia integrifolia, 762 nucleotides. RefSeq lists its product as uncharacterized. Bases 1 to 762 code for a protein of 253 amino acids. The record is from RefSeq and is a predicted model, not a curated record. The transcript has a single exon. NCBI's taxonomy places the organism in Eukaryota, Viridiplantae, Streptophyta, Magnoliopsida, Proteales, Proteaceae.